Molecule: messenger RNA, 1244 nt
Organism: Ananas comosus (pineapple)
Lineage: Eukaryota; Viridiplantae; Streptophyta; Magnoliopsida; Poales; Bromeliaceae
Product: G-type lectin S-receptor-like serine/threonine-protein kinase LECRK3
Exons: 1
Source: RefSeq, a predicted model, not a curated record
CACCACUAAACAUGGUUAUGGAUGCAACAAACCCUUCUCUUCUAUUCCUCCUCCUCCUCCUCCUCCUCCUCCUCGGCCGAGGGCUCUCAUUAGUCGCGGCAGGAUCUUAUCAAAACCUGACCGUGGGCUCCAGUCUCAGCUCGUCGGGCCCCAACUCCUCCCUUUCCUCUCCGUCUGGUGACUUUGCGUUCGGCUUCUGGCCUCUCGACGCCAACUCCUCCCUUUUCCUUCUUGCCGUGUGGUUCAAUGCCACCUCACCGCAAGUCGUCGUUUGGUUCGCCACCAACAACACCAAUCCGGUGCAGGUGCCUGCAAAGUCGACCCUCCAACUCACCCAGGCCGGCCAGCUCUCACUUUUCGACUCGAACGGUCAGGGAGUCUGGAGCCCAAAUGCAGCUAAUGCGAUCGGUGUUAGUCUCCUCGACUCCGGCAACCUCGUUCUCUAUGAUAGUAGCGGAGACCUUCCGUGGCAAAGCUUUCAAAAUCCAACCGACACGAUCCUCCCCGGUCAGUCCUUGGGCGAGAACUCAGAACUCCGAUCCAAAUUGACCAGCUCGGACUUCUCCCCAGGCCGGUUCGAGCUAGCAGUCCAGAGCGAUGGCAAUUUGGUCUUAUACCCGAUCGCCAUUCCCACCGGCAACGUGUACAGAGCCUAUUGGGCCUCCGGUACCCAAUACGACAAAAAAUUACAACUCGUCUUCAACUCAUCUGGCUCGCUCUAUUACCAGGUUGAGAACAGCAGCCAGACCUCCCUCACCUCGGCUGCCAUAUACUCUCCGACCGACUUCUACGAACGUGCCACAUUGGAUCCAGACGGCGCCUUACGCCUUUAUGUCUACCCCAAAAACAACAACAACAAUAGCGGGUCAACCAACACGUGGACUGUCAUCGGAAUGCUGCCUACCAACCCCUGCCAAACGAUCCAGGCCGACAACAACGGUGGUGGUGGCGCCUGCGGGUUCAAUGCAUACUGCAACUUUGACGACAAUCAGUCGAUGCGGCUCAAUUGUGAGUGUGUGUUAGGAUGCAAGUUCAUCGAUACAAAUCGUACGUACUUAGGCUGCAUACCAGAUUUCACUGUGCAGAGCUGCGAUGAGUACCAGAGCAACCAGUACAUGUUCAAUGAGAUGCCGAACAUGGAUUGGCCGGGCAAUAGCUAUGAGCACUACACACCGACCGACGAAGACACCUGUCGAGCAUUAUGCCUGGCCGACUGCUUGUGCAGUGCGGCGGUCUUUCAGGGG